UCUCAUCCGGGAUCCCCAGUGGGUUCUUCGCAGGAUAUUGAGUUCAACGUAUUAUAUAGCCUAUUAAUGCUUGCUCUACCAAGAAGAGUAUUUUCUGUCUGCCUCAUGUUGCAUUGGCCUGUAGAUGUGGCUAAUUAAGUCAUUAUACACUUGGGCAAGGCCUACGAGACAGGCUCAAACAGGUCUUACAAUGUACAUGAUACGACCCAUAGUCUCACAUAGAAAACUCACGUGACAGUAUGUAUGCAGCGUACUGCGCAAUUACAACCUAAUAAAGCUGCAGGUACGUGACAUGACCUAGUUUGUUUAAGGGUGUAUGCUCUGAAUAAUUUUGGGGGUGGGGGGUGGGGGGCGCGCAAUAAUUUUAUGCUAUUUAAACCCCCAUCAAGGGCAUAGCUACUAACAAUCUUAGUUAAUAAUCAUAUAUUAAAUCAAAUGCAUAACAUUCUACAUACAAAAUUAUCAUUUAUUUCACUUUCUUAAAAAUAGUUAAAGGAGCACUUAUCUGAUUAAACAGAUCCUCUAUGAAUGAAACUUUGAAAUAUUUAUCCCUCGUGAUGGAAAAAUUUACACAGUCAAGCAGGACAUGCUUGACAAUGAUUCUUUUUAUCACAAGGGAUGCAAAAUGGAGGAUCCUCAUCUUUCAAUAAAUAUUUAUGAGUAUAUCUACUGUGGCCAAUAGGACAUCGACGUAAAAUGACCUCUUCAAACCUGGACUGACAACCCAAGCACGUGUAACCGAUAUUUGGUUUAAUUUGAUGGAACUUAUUCAUGCCUACUUGGUUGUCCAACUUCUCUUGCUUGAGAUUUCGGAUGUAACAUCUAAUCACAGGUUUGUUAUUACUGUAUGGGAUAAGAAGUGGUGUCACAGAUUUGUUGAGUGCUGCUUUUGCUGCAGCAUCAGCUAUUGUGUUACCUGUUAUGCCCACAUGACUGGGACACCAACAAAAGACGAUGUCGUAUUGGCCAGUUGAAAGAUCAUUGUAAAGUUCUAAAAUAUCUAAAAUAACUGGAUGAGUCGAAGAGACAUUUUUCAGUGUCUGAAGACAUGAUAGAGAAUCAGAAAAGAUGAUAAACUGUUUACAUGCAGACUGUCGUUGAAUGUAUACCAAGACUGUAAGGAUAGUAUUGGCCUCAGCAGUGAAAAUAGCAUUGGCCUCAGCAGUGAAAAUAGAGCUAUUUUCUGGUAUUGUAGAUGACAUAACUUUUGAUCCAACGACAGUGGCACUUACCACUUUGCCACCGUCCUUGGAUUCAUCAGUAAAGAUUGAAUGGUCAUCGUUAUGGAUUUGGCAAAACGUCGAAGGUGACACGUUUAUCAGAGUACGAUACGGAUUGCAACAAGGGGUGUUGGCACAACAUAUUUCUGUCUUGAGCCAUUUUUAUGCAUAAUCUCUAAUUACUGUCGAUGAUCAAGAUCAAUAUGAUAUAUCGCCAUGAGUACAAACAGCCAAGGUGCUGCAAACACAUCUGGAGAAGCUGAAUCGACAAUAUCUGGAGAGGCUGAAUUGGCCGUACCUGGAGAGGCUGAAUCAACUACAGCUGGAGAGACUGAACCAACUACACCCAGACAGGCUGAAUCGACUACACCCAAAGAGGCUGAAUCGACUACACCCGAAGAGGCUGAAUUGACUACACCCGGAGAGGGUGAACCGACUACACUCAGAGACACUGAAUCGACUACACACGGAGAGGCUGAACCGACUACACCUGGAGAGGCUGAAUCGACCACUUCCGGAGAGGCUGAAUCCGAAUCCGAUUUAUGCCGAGUGUGCGAGGAAGUUGAUAUUGAAUAUAAAAAAAUCAAGCCUGUCAAGAGGUUGUUCUUGAUCCAUGGACAUCGCCUUCUUUUCAAACAAGUACAAGAUAAGAUAAAGAAACACAAGCAAAAAUCAGACAAGACACUGCUUUGCCGAGAUAUCUCCAAACGAGUGUCAGCUUUACGAAAUGGCGGAGGAGGGGUUUUGAUACUCCAUGUUGAUGGGACUGAUACAGAAGAUAGAUGCCUUGAAUAUUUUGAUGAACUUGUAAAUGAUACAUUUACGCACUUGCUUGAACCGGGGGAAGUGUACACCGAUACAUAUAAGCGAAAGCUGUUGUGUGAAAUUGACCACUUUCAAUGUUACACAGGGUUCAUCGUAGUACAUGUAAACUCUGUAUGUGGUGUGGCCACUGUGGAUUUUAAUACAAAGAUCCGCAAAGACCAUGAAAACAUAAACCCAACUUCUCUACAAUUACUGUCUAUUCUAUCACAUAAAGUGGAACCAGUUGCUUCCACAACACGUUCACUACAGGAACGAACCUUAAAUGAAAAUAGAUCCAUUGAAUUAAAGUCACAUAUGCCACUGCUUUCUGAGAGUGACGUUAACACUAUCGUGGACCGUGUUUGGAAUCAUUUGAAGCUCAAAGAUAUCAUAACGUCUAUGUCAAAACUUGCUGAAGGAGGAUCUUAUUAUUUAGGAAUAGAAGAAAAAAAGCAUUUGUUUAACAAGGGGAAACAUGAAGAAUAUGAAUCUAAAGUGCCACAAAGCAAAGGCUUUUACCCAGUUAACCGUGAAGUUUUAACCAACAAGCUUCGCUUCAAAGUUCAGAAUGAUAUGUGUGUACUCAACCAAGACUGUACUUUCAGCAAGGCACCUUCAGAUCUUAUAUGUAUCCAAUUCCAUAAGGUUCCAAAAGAUGACAACAGAUAUGUGUUAGAAGUAGCUGUUCGUUACUUUGAAGGCAUUGUGUUCCAUGAUAAGCAAGGACCCAGAACCUACACAAUUAAAGACAACAUAAUCAAGAGAAUGAGUGGACAGGAAUGGCUAACACGAUUAUGUGCCAUAGCAGAACGAUGCCAUGAGCAGACCAGAUGGUUAAGAAAUAAACCAGAAAACGGAAACUAGGAAUUGGCCAUGGUGAUGAGUGUAUGUCAGGACUAAUCACUAUAAACUAUUGGUACCUACACAUUAAGAAUUUGUUCGCAAUGAGUGACACGGAUUCCGUUCCAUCAAGCCUUGAUAAUGAGACUGAGCUUGAUGAUAGCAUUGCAAGUUCACUAGGCUCAAGUCCUUAUGUAUCAGAUGAAGCCAUGAUCAUCAAUUCUUGUGCCAAACCUGAUGCAUUUUACAGUUCCGACGAUUUAGAUAUUGUCUCUUCAGGUUGCAGAUGGGAAGUCAAAUCCUUGCAACUAACCCAAGAUGAGCAGAUCAAGAUUUUGACAAAGAGCAAACCUGCAGACAGGAGUAACAUUUCACCAGACGUUUACAUCAUCACAAAAAAUGUUAUGGAGGAGGCACUGAAGAAACGAAUAAUUGCAUUUGUGGAUGGACUCAAUGGGUGGGUGUACAUGGCGCCUUCAUUAAUGCCGUUUCUAGAUGCAGAGGGGUGGCAGAUGCAAACGGCAACACGCCUGUGUGAUGCAUGUAUUGUCACGGACUCCCAGCCAAUGCGAGUUCUGACAUUCACGGUGGGAGAAGACAAACACGGGCGUUCUUUACAAUACAGUGCACAGCUGGCCAGAAGAAUCAUGUAUCACAUUGAAGAAAACGCCGGACUGUCUGUCAGUGUAAUACAUGGUGUGAUAGACGAAGAUGCUUGGAAGAAUGAAGAGCUGUUUAUGACGAAGACAAAAGAAUUUGAAUACAUGGCCAGGGAAGAAUCCUUUGCUCAAUCCCUUCGCAUGACUUUCGGGAAAUACAAGUCCAUCACAGAUACAUUGUGUGUAAUGUUUGGGGCAGCAAGAACGGAGGAAUUACAAACCGCAGUUCUGUCUUUGCCUCCUGUGAAACAACAUAUAGGUGCAGAGGAAAUAGAAAGCCACUUGGAAACGAGGCUAACUCCUAAGAAGCUGACAGAUCACCACCUGACCUGUGCCAUCUGUACAGAAGUGUUCACGGACCCUGCCACACUUCGGUGUAACCACACAUUCUGUAAGUCCUGUCUGCUAACAUACAACAAAACACAGACUGAAGCAAUUCAAGCCAAGUCCAUCACAUGUCCCUGCUGCAGACAAGUUACGAAGCUGGCCACCCCUGACAGUCCAGUAGAGGAGUGGAUCUGUCAGCUGAAGCCAAGCCAUGUCAUACAAGGACUGAUGGACGACUUCGGACCGGGGACACAUGGUACCAUGGUAAAGGUCUGCUACCUUUGCAACAAACAAGAACAGGAAACAAUUGCCACACAGUGGUGUUCCAUCUGUGAUGCUGUCUUUUGUGAUAAUUGCAUCGCGAUUCACAACAUGAUGCCAAAGCUAAGUGAUCAUGAAUUAGUUGAAUUGUCCAAUCCGAUCAAAAUAAAAGGCAAACGCCGCCUCAUGUGUAAGAGGCACAAGGACAAACAGAUAGAGAUGUUUUGCAAAGAUUGUAAAGCGGCCAUUUGUCAGAUGUGCUCCAGUAUUGAACACAGGCAGUGUGAUAAUAUUGUUAACUUAGACAAUAUGACACCUCUUGUUAAAGAGAAACUUACACGCCGAAACACUGAGCUGAGAAAACACAUAACAGCAACAAACAAUGAAAUCACCAGGAGCAAAUCACAACUUCAUGACAUAAGAACAAAUGCAGAUGACGUGAAAGAUAAAAUAGCAAAGGCAGGGAAAGGAGCUAUUGAGACGAUUACGAAGGGAGUAAAACAGCUCACCGAACAGGUUGAUAAAUCAUCUAAUGAACAAAUACAAUAUUUACAAGCAGAUCUAAAAUCUCAGGAGAUUCAGCUGCAGGUUCAUAUGCAGGAGCAUGCUUUCGCGGCCAGUGCUGUGUCGUCCAACUGUAACGUCGAUAUGUAAGCCAUCU
Molecule: messenger RNA, 4772 nt
Organism: Haliotis rufescens (red abalone)
Lineage: Eukaryota; Metazoa; Mollusca; Gastropoda; Lepetellida; Haliotidae
Exons: 11
Coding region: 2912-4765 (617 amino acids)
Biological process (GO): positive regulation of DNA-templated transcription
Cellular component (GO): chromatin; nucleoplasm
Molecular function (GO): zinc ion binding; ubiquitin-protein transferase activity
Source: RefSeq, a predicted model, not a curated record